GAAGUUCCUGAAGUUGCUGAUAUGUGUUCAAGAUGAGUGGAAUGGGAGAAAAUUCCUCUGACCCGUCCAGGGCAGAGUCACGAAAGCGCAAGGAUCCUGAUCAGCUUGGACCCAGCCCUAAAAGAAGCACUGAGAAACGUAAUCGAGAGCAAGAGAAUAAAUACAUAGAAGAACUUGCAGAACUGAUUUUUGCAAAUUUUAAUGACAUCGACAACUUUAACUUUAAACCUGACAAAUGUGCAAUCUUGAAAGAAACUGUGAAGCAAAUUCGUCAGAUAAAAGAACAAGAAAAAGCAGCAGCAGCUAACGAAGAUGAAGUGCAAAAAGCAGAUGUGUCAUCUACAGGUCAGAGUGUCAUUGACAAGGAUGCACUUGGACCAAUGAUGCUUGAGGCCCUAGAUGGGAUCUUCUUCGUAGUGAACCCAGAAGGCAACGUCAUGUUUGUUUCUGAGAAUGUGACUCAGUACCUAAGGUACAACCAAGAAGAGCUGAUGAACACAAGCAUAUAUAGCAUCCUGCACGUAGGGGACCACAAUGAAUUUGUCAAAAUCCUGCUGCCAAAAUCUCUAGUGAACGGGGGACCCUGGUCUGGUGACACUCCUCGGCGUAACAGCCAUACCUUCAACUGUCGCAUGCUGGUGAAACCUCUUGCUGAUUCUGAGGAAGGCCAUGAUAACCAGGAAGCACAUCAGAAAUAUGAAACUAUGCAGUGCUUUGCUGUUUCUCAACCAAAUUCCUUCAAGGAGGACGGUGAAGAUUUGCAGUCUUGCUUGAUUUGUGUUGCAAGAAGAGCUCCGAUGAAGGAGAGACCACUUCUUCCCUCAUCAGAGAGCUUUACUACUCGCCAGGAUCUACAAGGCAAAAUAACUUCACUGGACACAAGUACCAUGCGAGCAGCCAUGAAGCCUGGCUGGGAGGACUUGGUGAGAAGAUGCAUUCAAAGGUUCCAUUCACAACAUGAGGGAGAAAUAUCUUUUGCCAAGAGACAUCAUCAGGAAGUGCUGAGGCAGGGCCUGGCGUUCAGUCCCGUGUACCGGUUUUCCUUGUCCGACGGCACUAUCGUUUCUGCCCAAACGAAGAGCAAGCUCAUCCGUUCUCAGACUACCAGUGAACCUCAGCUCGUAAUCUCCUUGCAUAUGCUCCAAAGAGAGCAGAAUGUCUGUGGAAUGAAUCAGGACUUGACUGGACAAGGAAUGGGGAAGAUACUGAACCCAAUUAGCUCCAGCAGCCCUGCCCAUCAGGCCAUGUGCGGCGGGAACCCAGGUCAGGAUAUGACCAUCAGUAGCAAUAUAAAUUUUGCCAUAAACGGCCCAAAGGAACAAAUGGGCCUGCCGGCGGGCAGGUUUGGCGGUGCCGGGGGCAUGAACCACGUGGCGAGCAUGCAAGCAUCCACUCCUCAGGGUAGUAACUAUGCACUAAAAAUGAACAGCCCCUCUCAAAGCAGCCCCGGCAUGAACCCGGGGCAGCCAAACUCUAUGCUUUCCCCGCGGCAUCGCGUGAGCCCGGGAGUGGCAGGAAGCCCGCGCAUCCCACCCAGUCAGUUUUCCCCUGCAGGAAGCUUGCAUUCACCUGUGGGAGUUUGCAGCAGCACAGGAAAUAGCCAUAAUUACACCAACAGCUCCCUGAACGCCCUGCAGGCCCUCAGUGAGGGCCAUGGCGUCGCGCUCGGAUCCUCGUUGGCUUCGCCUGACCUAAAAAUGGGAAAUGUACAAAACUCCCCUGUGAAUAUGAACCCUCCCCAGCUGAGCAAGAUGGGAAGCCUGGACUCUAAGGACUGCUUUGGACUUUAUGGGGAGCAACCCGAAGGUACAACUGGACAAGCAGAGAGCAGCUGCCAUUCAGGGGAGCAGAAGGACGGCGCUGAGGGCGGCCUGCCGCCGGUGGUGGGUGGCGAGAGGCCUGAUGGGCAGAGCAAACUGCACGAUGGAAAAAGCCAGACGAAGCUCUUGCAAUUGCUGACCACCAAAUCGGAUCAGAUGGAGCCCUCGCCGCUGUCCAGCACCAUGGCAGACGUCAGCAAGGAGUCCACUGGAGGGUUGGCUGGGUCUGGCUCGGCACACGGAACCUCGCUCAAGGAGAAGCAUAAAAUUUUGCACAGACUAUUGCAGGACAGUAGUUCUCCUGUAGAUCUGGCCAAGCUCACAGCCGAGGCCACGGGCAAAGAACUGAACCAGGAGUCCAGUAGCACAGCUCCUGGUUCGGAGGUGACUGUUAAACAGGAGCCGGCGAGUCCUAAGAAGAAUAAUAAUGCACUACUUCGCUACUUGCUAGAUAAAGAUGAUACUAAAGAUAUUGGUUUACCAGACAUGCCCCCAAAACUGGAGCGGUUGGACAGUAAGACAGACCCUUCCGGUAGCACAAAGUUAAUAGCUAUGAGGACGGAAAAAGAAGAGAUAAGCUUUGAGCCUAAUGAACAGCCGGGCAGCGAGCUGGACAACCUGGAGGAGAUCCUGGACGACCUGCAGAACAGCCAGCUGCCGCAGCUUUUCCCAGAUGGCCGCGCCGGCGCGCCGGCGGGCUCGGUGGACAACCCAACCCUCAUCCACCACCCCACAGCUACGCUGCAAGUUGGUGCCCCUCUGGGAGG
Molecule: messenger RNA, 2587 nt
Organism: Tinamus guttatus (white-throated tinamou)
Lineage: Eukaryota; Metazoa; Chordata; Aves; Tinamiformes; Tinamidae
Source: RefSeq, a predicted model, not a curated record